Penicillium canariense is the source of this 2133-nucleotide messenger RNA. RefSeq lists its product as uncharacterized. NCBI's taxonomy places the organism in Eukaryota, Fungi, Ascomycota, Eurotiomycetes, Eurotiales, Aspergillaceae. The record is from RefSeq and is a predicted model, not a curated record. The transcript has a single exon. The coding region runs from base 1 to 2133 and encodes 710 amino acids.
AUGCUCGCUUCAUCCGGAUUUAUUCUCCCUCUCUUCGCUCUCUUGAGCCAAGUCGCCCCCGGAUCCGCGAACAGCGUUCCUAUUGUCUCGUGCUCUACCAGCACGGACGUCCAAAUUUUCCAGAAUCCCAGCUUUGAGUCCGGAUCACUUGAUGACUGGACCAUCAGCAAUUCCUACGCGGAGUCUUACAGCGUCGUACAGGUUGGCACAUCAGACGCCCAAGGCUCAGCCGAAGAUGGAUCCUAUUACUUCCAAACGUACGGCUACAAUCACGAGUUUCACCUUUCUCAAACGGUUUCCAAUCUUGUAGUUGGCUCUACAUAUACGAUCACGUAUUGGAACCACCUACCUCAGUACCUAGGUGCUCUAGCUAAUUGCUGGGAUUCUGUUUACUUGGAUACCACCGCCAACAAAAUCGCCUAUAUUAACUACGGCCCAUCCACUACAUGGACAGCACAUACCUUGACCUUUGCAGCCACAGCGACCAGUCAUACCCUGGUCUUAGCUCCAGAUUGUGGUUCCGGUCGCGAUUACCCAUGGUAUAUGGGAUGGGAUAACUUCCAGAUCGAAGGAGAAACCCAGGUGUGCACUACCUCCUACUCGACUAUUCCAUCUUCGACACCUACGCCAACCCCCAGCUCAGUCUUCUCGUCCAGAGUUGCAUCCACUACACCCUUGGUUGGAUCAUCUUCAUCCAGAGUCAUUGCAUCCUCAGCCACACCAGCGUCGUCCUCAUCCGGAGUUGGAUCGUCUUCAACCAGAGUCAACCCAUCAUCCAGCACUGUCAAAUCCUCGGCCAGAGUUAAACCAUCUUCAACUAGAGUUCGGCCCUCGUCUAAGGCAUGCAAAACUAGAACCAGGACAUCUUCAUCCAGCGCUGUCCAGUCAUCCUCCGGAACUCCCCCAUCCUCGGUCGGAGUUAGACCAUCUUCAACCAGAGCUGUAUCCUCGUCGGUGGCUGCUACUUCUGCUGCCUCUUCCACCACAGCAUCUACCACUUCUAGCAACACUGACAGUGGAAACGGCUCAUCUUCUGGCGUUUCCUCCAGCAUGACCUCCACUCUCGGUGGUGGAAACAGCUCAGGCUCCGGCUCUAGCACGACCACUGCUCCUGGUGGAGGAUCUGGCUCUAAUACACCCCAAGGUGAAUCUGGUGGCGCGGGAUCUACUACUUCGACCAUUCUCUCAACCCGCACCGCUACUAUCACCGCUUGCCCAUCAACAGUCACCGAUUGCCCAGCAAGCGAUAAGACUACGUAUACCACCACUGAGGUCAUUGUUGUGUCAACGACAGUUUGCCCUGUGACUGCUACGUCAAACUCAGAGCCUACCAGUGAGUCUGGUGGCGCGGGAUCUACCACUUCGACCGUUCUCUCAACCCGCACCGCUACUAUCACUGCUUGUCCGUCAACAGUCACCGAUUGCCCAGCAAGCGAUAAGACUACGUAUACCACCACUGAGGUCAUUGUUGUGUCGACGACAGUCUGCCCUGUGACUGCUACUGCUACUUCUUCUUCUGCAACUACCCGUGGCUCUGGCUCUGGCUCUGGCUCUGGUUCUGGUUCUGGUUCUGGUUCUGGUUCUGGGUUUGGAGGAAACUCAAUCACUGAGACUAUUUACUCUACCCGGGUCUUUACAAUCUACGAGUGCGCUUCGACUGUUACCAACUGCCCCUAUGCUUUGAGAACUGCUCAUGCGGUUACUGAGACCACUGCCGUUGGAACUACAGUUUAUCCUGCUAGCUCUGCUCCUACAAGUGGCUUCAGCUCUGGUUCUGGUUCCAUCACUGGCUCCGGCUCCGGCUCUACUGGCUCCGGCUCCGGUUCUGGUUCCGUCACUGGCUCCGGCUCUUUUACUAAGGCCAUUGUUGCUGGAACUGCGAUUCAUGCUGCUGGCUCUGUUUCUACUAGUGGAUCCAGCUCCAGCCCUGUUUCUAGCUCCGGCCCCCAAUUCGGCUCCGACUCUGCGCCUGGAAGCAGCACCUUGGUGUCAUCUUCUCACGCUAGUGCUUCAUUCACAACAAGUGCAAGCCAGCCAGUCUACACAGGCGCCUCGGCCUCUCAAUCUGCUUUCCUUUCCGGAUCGCUCGUAUCCAUCUCCGGUCUUUUGACUGCCUGGCACCUUCUUCUUUAA